UCCCCAAGUCAUCAUAACUGUAAUGUCAGCAGCAGCCAGAGCGUUUACUAAAUGCUUUAUGGUCAGAAUAAACAAAACUCGCAGAGGCUUUUAUUUUGAAGCCACGUCCCGGAAGUGAGGCGGGUUCCCGGGCUCGGCCAGUGAGCGCGGAGCUUCCAGCCUCUUUGGGACGGAUCAGCUUUGUCCCGUUGUUGUGCUGAGAAAGAGUCUCUGGCACCAACAGCGAGGAGCCGCCAGAGCCUCCGUGUGUCCGGAUAAAGCUGCUGCUCUCCGGCUUCACCUCGGACUCAUCUCCCGGGAGCCUCCGGAGCUACUGGAGGUAGCUUAGCAUGCUAACCGGAAGUUAGCCACAGUGCUAGUUAGCGUGAAAACAGAGUUCGUGGAGAAAAGUUUCGAGCGAUGGAAAUGAGUAAAGUCCAGGUGCUGAGAGCGUUGGUGAAGCAGCGACUGAGUGCGGCUGCUGAAGAGAUAUUCGGGCUGUUUGAAAGAACGAUAUCAGAGUACGAGCGGGAGGUCGACCGCCAGCGCGAGCUGCUGGAGGGUCACGUGAGGCCGGAAGUAAACAGAGACGAUGUCUACAAAUUCAUUGUCAGCAAAGAAGAGCUUCUCCCAGAACAGCAGGAGUGUAACCCCAGUCUGGACCAGGAGGACCCAGAGCCCCCACACUUUAAAGAGGAGUGGAGCCCCAGUCUGGACCAGGAGGACCCACUAGAGUUCCCACACAUUAAAGAGGAACAGGAGGAACUCUGGACCAGACAGCAGGGAGAGCAGCUUCCAGGACUGGAGGAGGCUGAUAUCACCAAGUUCCCAUUCACUCCUGUCCCUGUGAAGAGUGAAGAAGAUGAUGAGAAACCUCAGUCCUCACAGCUUCAUCAAAGCCAAACUGAACAGAUGGAAGCCAAAGCUAAAGGAGAGGACUGUGGAGGACCAGAACCAGCUGGGAACUCUGAUGCAGAUAGACUUUUACAAUCUGAGACUGAAGACUCUUCUGAACCUGAGAGGAAAGUCAGUGAUUGUUGGAAGGAGACCAGAGGACCUCAGGCAGGUUUGAACUUUCUGAAAAAUAAUGAAGUACCAGCAAGUGAAAUGAGAUUUAAUAAAGGUGGGAAAUCAUUCCCGUGCGCUGAGUGUGGGAAAAGAUUUAGUCAAAACUCAAACCUCAAGACCCACAUGAGAGUCCACACAGGAGAGAAACCUUUCAGCUGCUCAGUUUGCGGUAAAAGAUUUACACAAAAGGUUAAUAUGACCCACCACAUGGCCCGUCACACAGGGCACAAACUAGUCAGCUGCAGUGUUUGUGAUGAAAGAUUUACUUGGCUUUCUCAGCUCAAAAACCAUAAGUGUGUCGGUCGUCGGUCCUCACAGCUUCAUCAAAGCCAAACUGAACAGAUGGAAGCCAAAGCUGAAGGAGAGGACUGUGGAGGACCAGAACAAGCUGGGAACUCUGAUGCAGAUAGACUUUUACAACCUGAGACUGAAGACUCUUCUGAACCUGAGAGGAAAGUCGGUGAUGGUUGGAAGGAGACCAGAGGACCUCAGGCAGGUUUGAACUUUCUGAAAAAAUCAUUCCGCUGUGCUGAGUGUGGGAAAAGAUUUAGCCAAAACUCAAACCUCAAGACCCACAUGAGAGUCCACACAGGAGAGAAACCUUUCAGCUGCUCAGUUUGCGGUAAAAGAUUUACACAAAAGGUUAAUCUGACCCACCACAUGGUACAUCACACAGGGCACAAACUAGUCAGCUGCAGCGUUUGUGAUGAAAGAUUUACUUGGCUUUCUCAGCUCAAAAACCAUAAGUGUGUCGGUCGUCAGUCCUCAGAGCUUCAUCAAAGCCAAACUGAACAGAUGGAAGCCAAAGCUGAAGGAGAGGACUGUGGAGGACCAGAACCAGCCAGGAACUCAGAUCCAGAUAGACUUUUACAACCUGAGACUGAAGACUCUUCUGAACCUGAGAGGAAAGUCAGUGAUUGUUGGAAGGAGACCAGAGGACCUCAGGCAGGUUUGAACUUUCUGAAAAAUAAUGAAGUACCAGCAAGUGAAAUGAGAUUUAAUAAAGGCGGGAAAAAAUUCCGCUGCGCUGAGUGUGGGAAAAGAUUUAGCCAAAACUCAAAUCUGAAGACCCACAUGAGAAUCCACACAGGAGAGAAACCUUUCAGCUGCUCAGUUUGCGGUAAAAGAUUUAUACAAAAAGUUCAUCUGACCCACCACAUGGUACAUCACACAGGGCACAAACUAGUCAGCUGCAGUGUUUGUGGUGAAAGAUUUACUUGGCUUUAUCAGCUCAGAAACCAUAAGUGUGUCGGUCGUCGGUCCUCAGAGCUUCAGAUGGAAGCCAAAGCUGAAGGAGAGGACUGUGGAGGACCAGAACCAGCCAGGAACUCUGAUCCAGAUAGACUUUUACAACCUGAGACUGAAGUCUCUCUAAGUGAUACCGACAAACCAUUCAGUUGCUCUGACUGUGGUAAAACUUUUGGCCGUAAGACACAUUUGCGGGAACACCUGAGAUGUCAUACAGGAGAAAAGCCUUUCAGCUGUUCAAUUUGCAAGAAAUGUUUUUCAUGGAGAAGACAUUUAAAGAGACACAUGAGAAUCCACACAGGAGAGAAAAGACUGAGCUGCAGUGUUUGUGACAAAAUGUUUAACUGGCCUUAUCAGCUCAGAAUCCAUCAGUGUGUUGCUGAGUCCUCGCAGCUUCAUCAAAGACAAACACAACCUCAGGCAGGUUCAAACUCUCCAACGACGAGUCUUGACGUCCCUGUUGGCGACGUGGGAAGCAGUACUAAGAAAACGUUUUCCUGCUCCUGGUGUGGGAAAAAAUUCGGCUACAAUGACUCUCUGCUGAGACACAUACGAUGCCACACGGGAGAGAAACCCUUCAGCUGCUCAGUUUGUGGAAGACAAUUUGGAGAAAAGGGAAAUUUGAGGCAGCACAUGGUCGUCCACACGGGGGAGAAACCUUUCAGCUGCAGCGUCUGUGACCAAAGGUUCAGUUGGCGGAAACAGCUGAAAAAACACAAGUGUGUUGGUGAAGCUGCAGCAGGAAACGAACGUCCUUCUUCCAGUUAGGUUGAAUCCAGAUGUUCGGAUGUCUCCACACAAACUGGCAGACUUCAAACCUGCUGAAGCUGCGACGCUUGAUUCAGAUGAACAACAGCAGGUGACUGAUGGAGACCGAAGCUUCAAAAGUCUCUGCUGCUUCAGAAAGAUUCAUCCAGCUGAACUCUGUGACCGAAGAUGUUGAUGAUGUUCACAAAGACAGAAUCGGCGCUGUGAGAACAUUUAGGGCUCAUUUAAUGGAUCCCAUCCUCCAGUCACAUCACACCGAGACUCUGGAAAUGUUCCAUAAACAUCGGCCAUCAAGUUAAACACGAGUCCACAGCGGCUGUGACCCUCAGCAGGAAGGUCCGUUCAUCUUUUAGAUCUGCAGUCAUUAUUUCACUGGAACAUCUUUCACUGGAAAAUCUUAGAGCUGCUAUAAGCUCUACAGACCUGCAGGUGUCGCCGUGCUGCUGCGUUUGAGGCUCCAUCACUAGAAGAGGUGUUAACAGCCUGCAGCGUUCACGUCUUUGCACGACUCCAGAUGUUUGGUUGUUAAAGUUACUGAACUUCGGUAAUAAAACACUGCAGACAUUAAAUAUGAGUUUAAUUACACGGAACCACAGGCGGGCUGAUGUGAGGCGGCCAUGUUUGGUUUGUUUUCAGAGAUGCUCACAAGUCUCUGAGCUAGAGUCCAAGUCUCAGGUCUCUCCUGGUUAUAAUGAAUGCUGCGUUCAGGCUGCAACCAUGUGAUAUUAACUUCUGUAAGUCAACACAUCCCCCAGACUCAAACCAGUGUAACGUUAUAACUAAAUAAAACGUAUGAUCAACAAUAAACCUGUAACCUGUUAGGAGCCAACGUUAAUAAUUAACGUGAUGGCAGCCGGCGGGACGUAAAUGAUCACGUUUAUCGACCACCUCAAGUUUGGCGAGCAAAAAAACGCUCAUUCAUCUUCUCAUAAACGACAGUUAUAGGAAACGCUGGAAGGGGAAUAACGGCACACUCAUUGGACGUUAGCUAAAAAUAAACAUCGUUCACGAGUCUCGCACCUCGAGUCUGUCUCUGAAGUCACUUUGUGUGUCUCAAACUCGAGUCCCCAUCUCCGCUUCAGGGUUAUUAAGCACCGAGUUGGAAACAUCAGGGGUCUCAUUUCUAAACGCUGCGUACGUACAAAACGGGACUGGAAACGUGCGGACGCCACUUCCCAAGCAAAGGUUGUGAUCUGUAACAAACAAACCUGACGGGAGAAUGUGCGUCCUGUUAGUAAACUCUGAACCAUGCGUACGCACAAAGAGGGGAAAAGAGCGCCUCACAUGGCAGAAGGAUGAAACGGUUUGAGAUGAAGAGGCCGACUGCUGUGUAAAAUAAAUCCCAGUAUUACCUCUGAGUGUUCCAGGCUUAAAGCCUUUCUGAAUAAACAAACACCCGUUUGACUGAAUGAUUUUAUUUUUUUCCCCAAAGUGCGCAAAAAAACCCACAAUUUAAAAUUAUUUGCAGCCACAAAAAGAUCCAGAUUCAGGAUCUUAAACACAAACUGAGAUUCUGUUUCUGCCAAAGAGCCUCAAAUAUGUUUAAUCAGGAAUCAGAUUAUUUAAUACUUGCAUGCAGCAAUUUAUUCUCAUAAUUAAGGUGAACAGGAGACAAAUUACAUUUAAACUGAUGCUGUUUUCAGUGCGUCAGUCGAGCAAAUACGAGAGCAGAGUUUCAGGUGUUGUUCUCACAUUUCCUUAUUGAACCAAACGCUGAGCGCCAGCAUGUGGAUCUGAAGCGCUGCUUUUAAUAACACGAGAGUCCGCCUCCUUUUUUUCCUGUAGUCAGGACGGAUUAAUAUUAACCAGCUUCACUGAGCGUUUGAAGGGUCGGACAUGGCGCUCCCUCACAGGGGCCACAUUUGAAGUUGAUUGUGAUUUAUAAAGGGAACUUGCUUACAGAUGUGCGAACGCACAGUUUGUACACUUUUAGUGAGGUUUUAUAAAUGAAGAGUUUCAGGAUUAUUAGGACGACAGAGUUUUAGAGUCACAUUAAGGGAAAAAUUGAAUUUUUUUUUUUUAAUUACCUUUUAUUUUGAAAAUAAGUUGAACUCCUUUAGUCCAUCAAAUCACAUUAGAGCGCGUGUCCGCCAUGCAGCUACAUCAUAGACAGCUUUUGCUUUCAGUUAAGAACACAGUCGCACCUCUUCAGAAACUCAAACUCCAAGCAUGUAACUCGUGUCUAUGAUGUCGCCUACAUGGCAGCUGACGUGGCGGAGAGUUACUCUAACGUCACUCGUCCUUUAUGUGGCUCUACUAUUGGGACUUUGGGUUCCCACGUCUGAAACAAACGUGAUGUGAAGGCGGCAUCGUUUUCUGCUUAUUCUUUCCUCAUUGUUAGUGACGUGUUAUUAUUCAAAAGGCCCAUUUUGGAUUUGUGUAAAAACUUUAAAUAAAAAUAUUCUGACACACUGUCUUGCUUCCUGCUGCUGCACGAUCUCCCCUCACGCUUACAAACCAGCUUUAUUUACUUACCCGACUCUACCCUACCUUGUACCCAGCUUCACUGGUGUUGUCAGCCCCAUAUCGCCAAAAUGGCGUGAUCCUUGUUUCAAUGCGAAGCUUCGACCGUGAGAUUGACAGUCGUAUCAGGCUCUGCCCAUCGAUGCAUCAAAUCUUUGACUAUGCGGGGUCAGGCCUAAUACCUUGGUUAGCAGUUUUUUGUUUUUUUUUAAAGUGUCCACAGAAGGAGCUUUUGGGGGAUGGAGAAGGUCCGGUAGGUACUGGGGGGGGUGGGGCUGGUCUACGUGAGAACCUUAGCAACCUAUUGGAGCUGGUCCAGGACUUUUGCUGGGUCCCCCGAACAGGACUCUGGACACUGCAGUAGUCCAAGCGGGAGGUGAUGAAGGCGGCCAGGUGUGAUUGAAGGCCGAGUUCUUACGGCUGAUUAGUAUGUUGUUCCUCAAAUGUAAGUUGCUUUGGAUAAAAGCGUCUGCCAAAUGUAAAAUGUAAAUGUAUUACGUUUUGACUGUUUUUACCAAGACUGCAGCGUAAACAAUCUGGAUUCACGGUGACAAUCGUGAAUAAGAGGAAAUAAAUAUCGUUUGAGGUUUU
Micropterus salmoides (largemouth bass) is the source of this 6117-nucleotide messenger RNA. Its product is annotated as zinc finger protein 665-like. Lineage: Eukaryota; Metazoa; Chordata; Actinopteri; Centrarchiformes; Centrarchidae. The coding region runs from base 400 to 3063 and encodes 887 amino acids. The record is from RefSeq and is a predicted model, not a curated record. The transcript has 3 exons.